This is a messenger RNA of Darwinula stevensoni, 1276 nucleotides long. NCBI's taxonomy places the organism in Eukaryota, Metazoa, Arthropoda, Ostracoda, Podocopida, Darwinulidae. The record is from the annotation of a GenBank genome assembly.
AUGAUGUGUCUCGAAGUGAAAGAUUUCAUACAAGGAUACAUUGGUACAAGGAUGGACGGAUGGUGCCUCUGGUCCGUACUCUCGUGGAUAGUCACGCUCUCGGUGUUGGCUUGGGUAGGCGUCCAGCUCAUCCACCUGACGAGGAGGCUCUUCAUCCACGCCUUCGCCGCUUACCCUCCUUUCACCUCCUAUGGCGCCUGGGCAGUGGUGACGGGAUGCACGGACGGAAUCGGGCUCAGUUAUGCCAAGGAAUUGGCCAGGCAUGGAAUGAAAAUCGCUUUAAUCAGCAGAAACCCUGAUAAGCUCGAGACAGUGGCUUGGCAAAUAGAGAAGGAAUUUGGCGUUGAGACCAAAGUGAUUCAAGCCGACUUCACGAAGCUAGACAUCUACGAGGGGAUAAAGGAGAAGUUGGCGGGCCUGGACAUCGGGAUCCUCGUGAACAACGUGGGAAUGGCAACGAGAAUCAGCCCGUUCCUAGAUGUCCCGGAUGGAGAGAAGACAUAUCAGGACGUACUCCUAGUCAACAACAUGUCAAUGGUGCGGAUGACCCACAUGGUCCUCCCUGGGAUGGUCGAGAAGAGAAAGGGGAUCAUCAUCAACGUCUCCUCAAUUUCAGACGUCUCCCCGGUUCCUCUCCUGACAACUUACUCGGCAACAAAGGCAUUCAUAUACAGCUUUUCGCGGGGUCUCGCCUACGAAUACAAAAGCAAAGGGAUUCUUGUCCACCACGUCGACCCUUGGUACGUGUACACGAAGAUGAUGAAUAAAUUGGUUCACCGGCCGGGUUUGAUGGCUCCGACUCCGGAUAUCUUCGUCCGGGCCGACCUCCGCUCUAUAACCAAAGUCCAAGUUACUUCUGGUUAUUGGCUUCAUAACUUCAUGAGGGAGGCCGCUCGUUUCAUGGAUUUCAUCGCGCCCACAGCAGCGACGAAUAUGGUCGGGUGGACCAUAAAAAAUGUUCUGGAAAGGGCGAUGCAGAAACGGGCGAAACUCAAGAAGCAAAAAGCGGAUGCCAAGACGGCUUAGUCUUCCCAUCAGAAGUGACACGCAUGAGCUCCCCUCCGGUACUCGCAUCUGACUUGGUCGGGUGAUAUCCGAUGUCGCCUGGACCUGUACAUCGGCGGGAUCCCGAUUGGCUAGGACAGGUGUCGUCAUUUGUUGCAGGAGUUUUUAAAGAAUGGAAAUGGUACCUCGUUCUGUUUCCGGUAUUGCAUGUUCUGCGUCUUACUUUAUCUUGUCUUUUGUAUAAUGUUUUUUUUUUUUCCAAUGAAGCCUU